This is a messenger RNA of Dreissena polymorpha, 2030 nucleotides long. RefSeq lists its product as uncharacterized. The coding region runs from base 10 to 1236 and encodes 408 amino acids. The transcript is spliced from 2 exons. The record is from RefSeq and is a predicted model, not a curated record. Lineage: Eukaryota; Metazoa; Mollusca; Bivalvia; Myida; Dreissenidae.
CUUCACCUGAUGACGGCUAAUUGUGCCUCAUUAGCAUCCGAGAUUCUUCACACGCUGAAUAAGCUAACUAAGCUUUAUUUGUGGGGAACCUAUACGGGUAGAUAUGAUCUGAGACUGCCUGCGUCAUUGCAAUGUAUUAGUAUCGGGGAAGGCGAGUGUUCAUCUGAGUGGCUGUGCAGCUUGUUGAUCACGCUCUUUUCAUUAAAUCAUCCUGUCAAGUGUGAGCUGUGUGAUGUUGUAUUGCAGUUAAGUGAAGACAUCAAUGGAGACGAAGCGCAUACACAUAUUUCGGACUUGCGAUCUCAAAUACUGUCACAAGACCUGUCCAACAUUGAGAUAUUAGUGGAAAAUGGCAGUAAGGAACUGUUUGAACUAUUACGUGAUACUAGUAUAGGGAUCCUUCACCUGAUGACGGCUAAUUGUGCCUCAUUAGCAUCCGAGAUUCUUCACACGCUGAAUAAGCUAACUAAGCUUUAUUUGUUGGGAACCUAUACGGGUAGAUAUGAUCUGAGACUGCCUGCGUCAUUGCAAUGUAUUAGUAUCGGGGAAGGCGAGUGUUCAUCUGAGUGGCUGUGCAGCUUGUUGAUCACGCUCUCUUCAUUAAAUCAUCCUGUCAAGUGUGAGCUGUGGGAUGUUGUAUUGCAGUUAAGUGAAGACAUCCGUGGAGACAAAGCGCAUACACAUAUAUCGGACUUGCGAUCUCAAAUACUGUCACAUGACCUGUCCAAUGUUGAGAUAUUCGUGAAUAAUUGCAGUAAGGAACUGUUUGAACUAUUACGUGAUACUAGUAUUGGGAUCCUUCAUCUGAUGACGGCUAAUUGUGCCUCAUUAGCAUCCGAGAUUUUUCACACGCUGAAUAAGCUAACUGAGCUUUAUUUGCGGGGCACCUAUACGGGUUGGUGUGAUCUCAAGCUGCCUGCGUCAUUGCAGUGUAUAAGUCUCGUGCAAGGCGGAUGUUCAUAUGAGUGGCUGUGCAGCUUGUUGAUCACACUUUCUUCAUUAGAUCAUCCUGUUAAGUGUGAGCUGUGGGAUGUUGUAUUGCAGUCAAGUGAAGGAACCAGUGCAGACGAAUCACAUACAAAGAUAUCGGACUUGCGAUCUGAAAUACUGUCUCUUAACAUGUCCAAUAUUGAGAUAUUUGUGGAACAUGGGAGUGUGGAACUGUUUGAAAUAUUACGUGGUACAAGUAUCGGGAUCCUAAACCUGAAAACGGCUGAUUGUACCUCAUUAGCAUAAGAGAUUCUUCGCACGCUCAACCGUCUAAGCUUAAUUUGAGUGGGGCCUAUACGGGUCGAUGUGAUCUCAAGCUGCCUGCUUCUUUACAGUGUAUAAAUCUCCUAGAAGGCGAAUGUUCAUAUGAGUGGCUGUGCAGCUUGUUGAUCACGCUUUCUUCAUUAGAUCAUCCUGUGAAGUGUGAACCGUGGAAUGUUGUAUGGCAUUUAAGUGAAGGAGCCCGAGGAGACGAAUAUAAUAAACGUAUAUCGGGCUUGCGAUCUGAAAUACUGUCACAUGACCUGUCCAAUAUUGAGAUAUAAGUGAAAAAUGGCAGUGCGGAACUAUUUGAAAUAAUACGUGAUACAAGUAUAGGGAUCCUAGACCUGAGGACGGCUAAUUGUGCCUCAUUAGCAUCCGAGAUUCUUCACACGCUCAACAGGCAAACUAAGCUCCAUUUUAGGGGGACCUACACGGGGCGAUGUGAUCUCAAGCUGCCUGCUUCAUUACUGUGUAUAAGUCUCAUGCAAGGCGGAUGGUCAUAUGAGUGGCUACGCAGCUUGUUGAUCAAGCUUUCUUCAUUAGAUAAUCCUGUUAAGUGUGAGCUGUGGGAUUUUGUAUUUCAGUCAAGUGAAGAGGCCCGUGGAAAGAAAUUUCAUACAUAUGAUGUGGACUUCUGAUCUGAAAUACUUUCAUAUGACCUGUCGAAUAUUGAGAUAUCAGUGAAACAUUACAGUACGGAACUGUUUGAACUAUUACGUGAUACAAGUAUAGGGAGUCUGAUCGUUACGGCUACUGAUAGUUGAACAAUGGAAACA